AUGACUGAAGAAACAAAACAAGCAGAUAAAGCUAGCCCAUGGGGAAUGAUUAGUGCUGUAUUAGUUUCAGCAUUAAUUGGUUGGCUUUUUCUUAUUGCAUUCUGUUUUGGUAUACAUAAUUAUGAAGAUACAAUAAAAACAUCAACUGGUUUUCCAAUUACACAGAUUUUAUUGGAUAAUUUCAAUCAAGAAUUAACUUUAGUUUUCAUGUGUCUUCUUUUAAUAGCAUGUUGGUUUUGUGGUCUUUCAUCAGUAACUGCAAACUCAAGAAUGAUUUAUGCUUUUAGUCGAGAUCAUGCUAUGCCUGGUUCUCGUUGGUGGCAUAAAAUUCAUUCUGCAUCAUCAUGUCCUUUGAAUGCUGUAUGGUUAUCAUGUUUUAUUGCAUUUAUUUUGUCUCUUCCUUAUUUGGGUAAUACAACUGCUUAUGUAGCUAUUACAAGUCUUUCAACUAUUUCUUUAUAUAUAUCAUAUAUUUUACCUAUUAUAUGUAAACUUUUGUAUCCAAAUACAUUUCUUCGUGGUUCAUUUCAUCUUGGAAAAUUUUCAAUAUUUAUUAAUAUAAUUGCUGUUCUUUGGGUUUGUCUAAUUGUUAUUCUUUUUGUUCUUCCACCUGUUUAUCCAGUUACUGCUGUUACAAUGAAUUAUGCAUCAGUUGGUAUUGGUUGUGUAUUAAUAUUUGCUGGAUUUGCUUAUUUUGUAUCAGCAAAAUAUUGGUUUCGUGGACCAGUAACAAAUGUAAAUAUGAAUACAAGAAAACCUGAUGUUACUAUGAACUAUUUGUGA
Adineta steineri is the source of this 783-nucleotide messenger RNA. The record is from the annotation of a GenBank genome assembly. NCBI's taxonomy places the organism in Eukaryota, Metazoa, Rotifera, Eurotatoria, Adinetida, Adinetidae.